GUGAAAUCAAAUCAAAUCAAGACUCUCUCUCUUGCUCGCGCUCUCUAUCAUUCGCCGCCGACGCGCCACCGCAAUCUCUAUCAUUCGCCACCGCAAAACUCAGAGAUGCCUUCGAUCUUUUCGUCAAUUCCGGAAGACAUAGUGCAUCGCAUCUUGGCUCGCUUGCCCAAAUGCUAUCACCCUAUGAUCAGGGGUCUCUCAAAGGAGUUUGGUCAUCUUAUUAGGUCGCCGGAGAUUGAGAAGAUCCGUGCCCGACUGAGUAAAGAUUCGAUGUACUUGUACAGCGAGUACACACCUUCGGUGAUGGUAGCGGUUGGGCCAGAGAUUUUCUGGAUUAGCAGAGGGUCAUCUCCUCAAUCUGUGAUGUCUGUGUUUGAUUCAAGAACAGGGAAGGUUAGGAAAGGACCAAGUUCCACGGCUCCAAGAUGCGUAAGAUGUGCCGCUGCGGUUGAAAGGAAGGUCUAUGUCAUUGGCGUUAACCCUAAAGAUGAAGAAGGAGUGUAUGUUGAAGCCUUUGAUGUUAAGACACAAACCUGGGAGUGUGGGCCAGUUCCUGAGGAGAAUGUGGAAGGUAGAUGUGGUGUCGCACUAGACAGGAUGGUUUGUGCUUUAAGUUCAACUCUUGAAGACAUCCCUAACUGCUACAACACUAGAGAUGGGUCUUGUGAUUUCAUCAAAAUGGCCAAAGAAGACUCGUGGGGAUCAACAGGUGCUUGUGUGAUACACAACAUUCUGUACGUGUAUUACGCUGAGAUGGGGUUGGCUUGGUACGACACUAAGGAUAAGAUCUGGAGGAAAGUUAGUAACUUGGACCCUCUCAACAAGCUUAAAUCUGUAGCUUUGGGUGACUAUUAUGGCAAAUUGGCGCUUCUGUGGGAGAAAGAGAGUGAGGGUUGUGGUGACACAAAGGAGGUUUGGUGCCAGAUGAUUGGUUUGGCGAGGAUUGAAGGAGCUGUUCGUGGGACUGCUGAAACGUCUCACCUUCUGGGGAGUAUCCCUCGUGACUACAGGCUUCAGGAAUGUCUCUCUGUCUGUGCUUAAAGGUUGUCUAUCCCUCCCUGUAGAUACACUGCGUAUAUGAUGAACUUCUCCCGCAAGUCUCUCUUGUUUCCCUGCAGUUUCUUUUAGAUAUGACUAUUCAAUCUUUUGUUUGUGGAGUCAAAGUUCUCUGAUAUUGGAUAUUAUAACCUCUUGCAAGUUUUGUAGAUAGACUCUGCAGUUUCUUUCUUUAGAUAGUUGCUUGAACUUGAGCUUUCAUACUUGCCUUUGUGGUUAUGACUUAUGAGGAAACGUUCUGUUUUGUACAGUUUUGUCAUGCUUUUUUU
This is a messenger RNA of Eruca vesicaria subsp. sativa (arugula), 1325 nucleotides long. Lineage: Eukaryota; Viridiplantae; Streptophyta; Magnoliopsida; Brassicales; Brassicaceae. The record is from the annotation of a GenBank genome assembly.